UACGUUUACAUUAAAAUGUGCAAUAUGUGGUAGUGAUGAAGUUGAUAUGAUAGCAUUAUCUAUAUUAUUUUUACCUAAGCAGAAUUCAAUCAACUUAUUACUACUCAUUUAACAUUUGUACGUGAAAUCGGUUACAUUCUAAAAGAUGAAGAAGGUAUAUCUCGCCGCUGUAGCAGGAAAUCUGGGCAUGCUAACAGUCGGCCAAUAUUUUGGUUGGGCAUCACCAUCUUUACCUAUACUGCUGCAAGGAAAAGAUGAAACAUAUCCUGUGCGUUUGACUUCGGAAGAAGCAUCUUGGGUGGCAUCUCUACUUAUGUUAGGUGCAAUGACGGGUUCUAUUAUUUGUGCAUUUAUAGUGAAUAUUAUUGGCAGAAAAAAUACCAUGUUAUUUGCGGCCGUACCUUCAAUUAUUAGCUGGUUGAUGAUAGCCUUUGCAACGUCAUCGUGGGAACUAUAUAUAUCGAGAUUUUUAGCCGGAUUAUCUACAGGUUUCACUUAUACGAUUACGCCAUUGUAUAUUGGUGAAAUUUCACCAGCAAACAUUCGUGGUAAUUUCGGAUCCAUGCUCACAGUCAUUUCAAAAAUUGGAACCACACUUGAAUACGUGAUAGGACCAUUCCUAUCUGUAAAACAUCUCGCCCUUGUGUCCUUGAUAGGACCUUGCUUAUUUUUUGUCAUUUUCGUUUGGCUACCGGAAUCCCCGUAUCAUCUAAUGCGCCGUAACGCCAAGGAAAAGGCUAUAAAUUCGCUUGUUCAAUUGAGAGGGAAAGAAGAUGUUCACGAAGAAAUUGACACCAUUGAACGAUCUGUGAAAAUUGAUUUGGCCAAUAAAUCUAAUUUGCGAGAACUCUUCUGUAUACCUGCAAAUCGCAGAGCCUUAAUAGCCGUGGUGUCUCUAGGCACUAUUCACCAAUUGAGCGGCGUUCAAGCCGUGGAGCAAUACGCCGAAUUAAUUUUUAAUGAGAUGGGUAAUAAUUUAGAGGGCAAAUAUUCAACCAUGAUAUUGGGCGUGGUACAAGUGAUCAGCACAAUCGUCUGUAUGUUCAUUACUGAUCGCAGUGGCAGAAAAUUGCUAUUGAUUAUCUCCGCAAUCGGUUCGGCCUGUUCGACCGCCAUGGUUGCAACAUAUUUUAAUUUGCAGCAUAAUAACGUGGACACUAGCAAUCUAAAAUGGUUGCCUGCUGUCGGUGUAAUCAUGUAUGUCAUCAUGUUCUCUGUAGGUCUAUCCGCUUUACCGUUUGCCAUGAUCGGCGAAUUAUUUUCCAUGAAUGUAAAAGCUCUCGGCAGCAUGAUAAAUAUGAUCAUAGCCGGUAUCAUAUCUUUUGGCGUGACAAAAUUAUAUCUGGUCAUAGCCGAUAAUCUCGGUAUACAUGUAUCGUUUUGGAUAUUCACGGGGUGCAGUCUUGCUGGUGCUUUAUUCAUGCUUAUCUAUGUCCCUGAAACCAAAGGUAAAACUUUAGAACAGAUACAGGAGGAACUGCAAAGGUCAUCGGGUGUACAAAUAAAGAAUUUUCAAAAAAUACAAAAAAAAUUGCAGAAGGCUUAUCGAAUGUAGGAAUGUAAGAUAAGACUUCCGAAUAGCCUCUACCUCCGAAUUUGAUGAAACUUGCAGCAUUUGAAGACUAUAACAGAACACAUUUAUACAAUAAAGGAUUUUUUGCGGAAACGAGUAGAAGCAAAAAAACUCAAAAAAGGAAGUUUUCAUAUAUUUUGCAAAAGAUACUUAUAUAAAUAUACUUAUAUAAAGAUACUUAUAUAAAUAUCAGAAACGUAAAUGUGUACGCACACACAUACACACACACGCGGAGGCCUUUCGGCUCCACCUCCCGCAACCAUUUCGUCGGUAGACAAAAUACCUAAUCUUAACUUUAAACCUAAAUUUCAAUUAACUUAUACAACUUAAACUUAAACUAACAAUUUAAUACAAAAAACAAUAACUAAAUAACUAUCUGUUUAGAUUUACCACUAUGUCACGGAGUACAAUUUCUUUACAAAGGGAUGUGGGGUAAACAUUGCUUCACGUGAAAACUCGCAAACCCAUAUAGAACAAAACAUUACAGACCUCACACAGUUUAUACCUUUCAACAAUCAAAAUAACUCCUAUAUUUUUCAAAAUUUUUUCUCAAUAACUUUUUAACAAACAACAAGCAACGGUUAAAACCUUCUGAAAAUUGCUCAUAGUUAUGACCUUAGCAAGAUAUGUCAAAAUCAAAGUUGUCGGAAAUGAAUCUUAAACGGUAAUUUUACCGUCUUCUUUUUUGAAUUUCUUCGUUCCUAGUCGUUUCCGCAAAAAAUCCUUUACGAUAUGUGUUCUCUUAUGAUCUUCAAAUGCUAUAAAUUUUAUCAAUUUCGAAGGUAGGGUCUAUUCGGAAGUUGAUCUGAAAAUUGUUUUCUAAGCAAAUCGAGCUUAUAAGCAUGGCAUCGCAUUUUGCUUGAAAUAAUCUCUUAUAGUAAAUUGUAACAUUUAUUUUUUAUUGCUUCUGUUAAAUGAAAGUAUAAAGAUUAUACAAUAGUAAUGCAAUUAAUGUAUAAAAUUAACGAAUA
Messenger RNA from Camponotus floridanus (Florida carpenter ant), 2544 nucleotides. RefSeq names its product facilitated trehalose transporter Tret1. The coding region runs from base 146 to 1555 and encodes 469 amino acids. The record is from RefSeq and is a predicted model, not a curated record. Gene Ontology annotation, cellular component: membrane. Gene Ontology annotation, molecular function: sugar transmembrane transporter activity. Gene Ontology annotation, biological process: transmembrane transport; carbohydrate transport. The transcript is spliced from 4 exons. NCBI's taxonomy places the organism in Eukaryota, Metazoa, Arthropoda, Insecta, Hymenoptera, Formicidae.